CACCCUGUAUAUCACAUACCUGACAAAAAACGUGUGUAUAAAUACCUGCGCGCUGUGCACGUACACGUACAUUUGUACAGAGUGUGGCAUCUCUUUACACAUGUAAAAAUCUUUUAUCAUAUAAUGAUUAGAAAAUUCUAAUCAUCGGAAAAGAGAAUCCCUGCUGUUUACACAAUGCAAGAUUCAUAAGAACCCAUUUUCUAUUUGUGCCAUAGUAAAUCCCGCGAGAUCAACAAGACUCAGAACUGAGCUAUGCGAAAUCACUCUGGCUCAGUGCCGUGUUGAAACAAUAAAUACAUCCUUGUCAGAUGUUUGUAAGAGAAGACGAUUGCAUAUAAAAGUAAAAAGCGUGUCGCGCUACGGGAAAAGUUGACAGAAGUGCGUUUGAUGAUGGAACCGCGCGAGGUCGAAAAACUGCUCGAGCUUCAUCUGCGCGAAAACAAUCUGUUGCGAGAUGAAUUGUCUCGUCUGUGGACCAUCGAACAUUCUUCGUUGGGAGGUCGCGGCAUGUUCGCCACGCGAGACAUUCGAGCCGGCGAGUUGAUCUUCACGGACGCACCGUUGCUGAUAGGACCGCGAUGUUACAACAAGUACCCGCCGAUGUGCGUGGUCUGCUACAAGGGUGACUGUCCGCUGUUCCCUUGCGAUAACGGUUGCGGUUUGCCAAUCUGCUCGACGGAAUGCGAGAAUUCCGCGCGUCACGCCGAAACGGAGUGCCGGUUUCUGAAGGAAUGGACACCGACCUGCGGUUCCACCUGGUCCAAGGACCUGUUGCUCGCGGUGGUACCGAUACGCGGCCUCACGUUGUCGAGGAAGCAGCGCGAACUCUUACACGCCUUCGAGUGCCAUUCGAAUCUUAUUCAGGAUCGUGAGGUCGAUCUGAUAAAGAAGAACGUGAGCAAUACUCCCAACGAGGAGCAGAUAGAACUCAUGAGACGGAUUUCCGGGAUUUUCAAUACAAAUUCGUUCGAGGUGGUGGUCGCGACGGACCGCGAUCGCACCACGAGUUUACGCGGUCUUUAUCCGAUGGGCGCGUUGCAGAAUCACUGCUGCGUGCCGAACACGAGGCAUCACUUUGACGAUCGGCAACGACUGUACGUGAGCGCCGCGAUGCCCAUCGCAGCCGGCGAGGAGAUCACCAUGUCUUACACCGAUCUGUUGUGGGACACGUUGAGAAGAAGACAGUUUCUCAGAGCUACCAAAUUCUUUUCCUGCAACUGCAACAGGUGCUCCGAUCCUUCGGAAUUCGGAUCUCGGCUCGGUGCGCUUCUCUGCGCGAAAGACGAUUGCUCGGGUCAUCUGUUACCCCGCGAUCCUCUCAAUCGCGGCUCUCCCUGGAUCUGCGACACGUGUCGAAUCAGCGUGAAUCACAGACAGAUCGAUUGCAUUCGUUCGACGUUACACGCACUUGUGCUUGACGUUUUACACAAAACUCCGCGGGAAAUUCUCAAGUUUGUAGAAGCGGUAUUGUCGAAAUUGGUACCUGCCACUAAUUACAUCCUGAUGGAUGUUAAGUAUAGUAUAAUCUCUUACUUCGGUAGAACUCCUGAACUUAAAUGGAAAGAUCUUACCGAUACAGAACUCAAAAUUAAGAGAACCUAUUGUAACGAUGUACUUUCCGCGUUAGACGCUCUAGGUUCUGGAGACUCUAUUAAAAAAGGUCUUGUUUUGUAUGAACUGUAUCGUACAAAUCUUGAGUUGUUUAAACGUCAGAUACUGCAAGAUGAAUCGAUACGUCAUUACACAAGAAUUAAUGAACGCCUGUUAGGAAAGGCAAGGAGUAUACUACAAAAUGACAUCGGUGCGGCCUGUGUUCGCAGAAGUGAUUAAUGCAAAAUCAAUCUCAAAAU
This is a messenger RNA of Pseudomyrmex gracilis, 1850 nucleotides long. Its product is annotated as protein msta-like. The record is from RefSeq and is a predicted model, not a curated record. The transcript is spliced from 7 exons. Bases 388 to 1830 code for a protein of 480 amino acids. NCBI's taxonomy places the organism in Eukaryota, Metazoa, Arthropoda, Insecta, Hymenoptera, Formicidae. Gene Ontology annotation, molecular function: protein binding.